Molecule: messenger RNA, 3366 nt
Organism: Anarrhichthys ocellatus (wolf-eel)
Lineage: Eukaryota; Metazoa; Chordata; Actinopteri; Perciformes; Anarhichadidae
Gene: mpzl1l
Product: myelin protein zero-like 1 like
Exons: 6
Coding region: 64-861 (265 amino acids)
Cellular component (GO): cell surface; plasma membrane; focal adhesion
Source: RefSeq, a predicted model, not a curated record
AAGAGGGUGGACAAAAAAAAAAAAAAGAAAGCAGAGGAAACUACUCCUGUUUACAACAACAUAAUGGAGCCAAAAUGGUCAAAUAUCAUCUGCAAGCGUGUGUUAUUGACUGGAUUUACGCUAUGUGUUGUAUUAGCUACGAAACCUUCGUCGGCGAUCGACAUCCACGCCGCCUCCGAGGUGAUGAUGCAGAACGGGACCACAGGGACCCUCCGGUGCACCUUUAAGUCCAGCGAGGUGGUGAGCAGCUCCACCUCGGUGACCUGGAGCUUCCAGUCCAGUCAGCCUGACAACCAGUUCUCCAAAGCUCCGUACACGAUUUUCUACUUUUCCAACGGGAAAGGGUUCCCGGGACACAUCGAGUUCAAAGACAGAGUUCAGUUUAUUGGAGACAUAAACAAGAGGGACGUCUCGAUACAGCUGAACCCGGCUCAGUUCAGCGACAACGGGACCUUCUUCUGUGACGUGAAGAACCCGCCGGACGUGACGGGGACGCCGGCACGAACGGAGCUCCGGGUCGUUGUCAAAGAAUCUCUCCCUCAGAGCAACACCGCCAUUAUAGUGGGAGCGGUCAGUGGCGCUUUACUUCUGCUUGUCCUCAUCGCUGUGGCUGCCUGCGUCACCAUGAGGGUUCUUCACAACCGCCAUGAAUAUGAAGGAUGUACGUCCUUGGAGAGCGUGAGCUCUCAGGCUCCCAAACCACGAAAGAAGGUGGAGUCCAGCCUGGAGGUCUCCAGGUCUACCGAUCCCUCGGGUCCACUACAGGGCCCGGUGAUAUACGCCCAGUUGGAUCACUCAGGCAGCAAAACCUCAUUCCACAAGAACGAGCCAGUGGUCUACGCUGACAUUCGUAAAAACUGAAGAGGAACAGGGGACCAAAAAAACAAAAACCUAAAAUAUAAACACAGUAAAGUAUCAGACCUCUCGAUCAGCUGCUCUUUGGGAAGGGUGGGAAUAUAUUUCAACAGGGACAAAAAUCGGUGCAGUUUCUCUUUUCCUUCUCUUCAUCUUCUUGUCCUCUGAAAGCAUGACGUCUCCAUGUGCUUUUAUUGUGAAGGCAGAAAAAAAAUCAAGCUAAGAAAUUGAAUGGACACUCCCAUCAACAUUGUUCUCAGUAAAAAUUAAGAAUGCUUUCAUCGAUAUCAUUCCACAUAUACAGAUGUUUUUAUUUUGAUCUUUUAUUUUGAAGGGUCUGCAGCCUGUUGCACCAGCUGAACUUUGACCUCAAGUGUUAACUCAAACUAAACCACUGAUACGUCGCAGCUAAAUCAACACUAAGCAAACGUAAGCCAGCGUUACUGACUAGUGAAGGACAGUUAUCCUCUUAACUUAAUACAACACGCGUUUGUCCGACUAACAUCACCUUAUUAUUUAUCGACUACUUCUCUGGUGUUUAUUUACUGAGCUGGCAUCAAUAAAAGUCUUAAGAGCCAAAGUGUAAACCUCAACAGUUACAAGUUUCUGUUAUAAACAACAUACUAGAAGUUGUGGGAAGCGGCAAUUCCCACCUCCUGUGAACGCACCUCAAAAUCACACGUGUUAUGAGUCAUACACUAUGAGUUAUAGUGGAGUGAUAUCUAUCUGAGUCGCUCUUCCUCUGUGCUUUUUUUCAUGCUUUAUGUGCAUGUUAGCGCGCCGCUGGUUAGCUCACGUGCGCUGCUUUCUGUACAAAGCUUUUGAUGACUGAAGCUGCGUGAAGUCUGAUAAAUUGUCUCAGUUGGGGCCUGAGAAAACAUGUUAUGUGUGUUUACUGUACUGUACUGUUGCAGGGUAGAGGCUACAUUAGCUGGUGCAUUGUGGGUAAUUCGGCCACCAGGUUUUGAAAAGGAAGGAAAAAAAUACAUGACAUAAAAAAAUGUUCCUCUUAAUCAGUGCAGUGUCCGUCCAGCAUCACACCUGCUUCAAAGUUCUCUUAAACUCCAAACUCUUGACUAACUCGUAUAGUGAAGCUGGUUUCGGUGAAAUUAAAGCCCAACUCUUUAACUGACAGUCCAGCUGACCUACGUUUGAAUUAACACAAAGCCGGUGCAACAGGCUGCUGCAGCCACACUCCAUCUCCACCGUUGGGCACUUCCAUAGUGAUCUUGUUUUGUUCGAGGUGAAUAGAUUUUCUUUACGUUGCCUUCAGUAACUUUGCAUGCAGUUGUAACAACAAUCUACAGAAGAAAACUUGGUACUCUUCAGACAGAAGACGCUGUCUGACGUUGUGUUACUGUGAAUGCUUCAGUUUACUGUACAGACUUCUGGCAUGUUGUUGUGGUACCGUUCUUUAAAAAAAGACACUGCCUCCCAUCUGAUUUUCACCUCAGUGGAACAUCUUUAACCAGUUUGUUUCCUUGAGUGUCUGUUUUCUUUUUUUAAAGUGCUUAUGAACAAAAAGAGGCAAUGCAAGUAGAGUUUUCUGUUCUGCAUCACACUUAAAAACGUCUUUCUGCCCGUUUGUAAGUGUGAUCCGAAAGAAUUUAAAAAAAAGUGUUUGUUAUCUGGGCGUUUUGUCAGCGUAGUUUUGAGUAAUUUAGUAAUAUGCGUCAACACUAAACGUUCAGCUGAGGUGAAAUAUCUUCUCUGAAAACCGGGAGCUCUCAUUUGUUGUAAAAACGAAUGAUAAAUACACUGUUUGCAUGCAAUUUACUAACAUAACAAUCAUAAUUAUGAAAAUAUCCAUCUAUUUUUUCCGUCUUUGUAUCACGUAAAAUCUCUUUUUUGUUUCCAAACUAAUGGGCCAAAUAUCUAAUGUCAACAGUAAUAUUAAAAACGGUUCUUUCCGAUUGCUUUUAAGCUUUAAAAUGCAUUCCAAAUGUAUGUUUUUUUUUUUUUUUUUUUUACUCAGUUUGAAGCGUUUAAAAACCAAAUUUAUGUUGUAAUUCAGUUUGUUAACAGUGUGGUCACCCAUGAGAAUGAUAUUUGUGUUGCAACCAAGUCUUAAUGCCUAAAGCUUCCGCUUGUGAUUCCGAAUGCAGUAAAUUUCCAUGUUGACCAGUAUUUGUAAAUAUUUCUUGCUCCUGUAAGAUAUAGUGCUGUUUACUGUAACUCAUUCCAGGGUGGUUUGGCUGUGGAUGUCUUUCCAAAGGAGGAAAGUUGUUUGCUGUAGAGGUCUAGAAAGUUGGUGGCAUGCUCGAUGUUUUCUCUCUUUUUUUGUCUUUAUUAUUAUUUGUCAGCCAACACUCCAACGUGUACAGUGCCUGCAGGGAGUGUUGAGCCGGGUCGAUUUAAAAAUGGCGUGAAUCAAACUUUCUUUAGUUUUAAAGUGUGCACAAAAUAAAACUGAAAUAACGUGACAUUUCUUGAGCUUUUAAGACCUCGUUUGUAUGAAAUCCAAAAAUAUUUUCUUGGCCACUUGGGGGCAGCAGAAACAAAUUGUGAACA